Messenger RNA from Chelmon rostratus (copperband butterflyfish), 4410 nucleotides. It is a transcript of the gene tdrd12, whose product is annotated as tudor domain containing 12. The coding region runs from base 73 to 4275 and encodes 1400 amino acids. NCBI's taxonomy places the organism in Eukaryota, Metazoa, Chordata, Actinopteri, Chaetodontiformes, Chaetodontidae. Gene Ontology annotation, biological process: transposable element silencing; germ-line stem cell division. The record is from RefSeq and is a predicted model, not a curated record. The transcript has 35 exons.
UCUCCGACUGUUCCCGUUCAGACGCGCGAAAACAGUGUCGGUGUUUGGUGUGAAGUGACGGACCCUCAAACGAUGCUGACUAUAUCGCUGCUGAAGGUUGAGAGUCCAUCCUGUCUCUGGGGUCGGGUUGUUUGGGGUCCCGACAGAAACGCAGAGACUACACGACAGUAUGACAAUCUGCUGACCCAAAUGAACCUCUUCUACCAUGAUGUCACUCAUGACCUGCACAAGCUGAAGCCCACGCCAUUAGAGGAGGGACAGGUGUGUGUGGUGUACUGGUCAGUGAUGAAGUCUUGGUGUAGAGCUGUGGUGGAAUCGCUCAUUGUGGACUCUGCUUCCUGUCGGGCUUGCUGCCUCCUUGUCGACCAUGGAGUACAGCUCGUCGUCUCCUCAGACCAGAUCCGAGUUGCCUUGCAGAACUUUUUGCGGUUGCCUUUCUGGGUGAGGAGGUUCCACCUGUCAGGAAUCAGACCAACAACCCUGCGAGUGUCAGUGUGCGAGGAGAAGGCGGAGCUAAUUCCAUCCACUCAGUGGGACAGCUCUGCUACACUCUACCUGCGCAGCCUGCUGAAAGUGUCGUCUUGGGCAGAGGCCGUGUUGCUUGAACCUGAGUCAGACUCCACCUCCAUUGAACUCUACCUGACUGUAGGCAACAUCAAGAUCUGCGUGAAUGACGAUCUGGUGGCAAAGAAGUUUGCGCUUUACAUCAGAGAGUCAGCUGAUGGCAGCGGGCUGGAUGAGGUGGACCAGUUUCCCAUCAUGUUACCCUCCAGCAUCUUAACCCAGACUGUCUGCACGAGCUCAAACAAGCCGGCAGCACAAACCCAGCCUCCUGUGAUAUCACAGAGUGUGGCUGCUGCCAGCGCAGGUGAUUGGCUGAUGGCUCCCUCUGCACUUCAGAGCCAACAACAUGAGCUGAAGACCUCUGAGGAAGGCAGCGGGUCAAAGGUCACAGAAGAGCCGCUGUCUCCAGGCAGCCAAUCAGAGACUGAUUCAGACACGGAUGCUGCACAGAGGUCCCUGAAGUUUCUGAAUCCUGGUAGCAGCUGCCAGCAGGCAGCUCCCAGUGUGAGUACAUCUACACAGAGAAGUGUUUCUCAAGAUACAUGGCAGAGCUCUCAAGAACUGAAGCCAGGAGACUGUCGCCAUGAAGAGAAGACUGCGGCCCCCGGCACCUGCACAGGACAGGAAGUGUAUGCUACCAGCGCACCUUCAACUAUUCACACUCAGAAUGGAUCGGUGCAGUCAGGCCCAGCAGAGAUGUGCAGGAGUGAAGAGGACUGGGUCUGUUCACGCCUUUUGGAGUGGUUGAACCCUGAGCCUCUGAACCACCAUCCAGAUGCUGCAUACGAUGUGGUAGUUCCUAAUGAGCAUAAGAAGAGUGGUGUUCUGGUGCACUCUGCCCUCCCAGUGGAGCCCUGCAGCAGUCUGGACGAUGCCCCCAUCACUGAGGGUCUCCGCUGGGUGUUGCAGAGGAAACAGUACUCUCUGUCUCCAGCUGACUCUUACAGCUGGCCAGCUGUGGCUCGAGGAUCCAACACUGUCAUCAUCUCCCAAAAUGCUGACCAGCCACGCAGCUACCUCACCCCUCUCCUCACCCACAUCCUGCUCAACUCUGUCUUCACCUCCAGCACAGGGCCCAUAGCGGUGCUGCUGUGUCCAGGCAGGGAGAAGGUCCAGGUAGUGUUUGACCUGCUGGAGGAGAUGAAGGUCACCCAGGUCCUACACCCCAUCAUGGUUCUGCUGGGUGUCGGCAAAGAUGAGGCCAAGGCUUUUAGGAUUCCCAAAAACUGCCUGCUGUUAGUAUCUACUCCAUUCAUUUUGGCCCGUCUGCUGUCCUGUCACUGCUUCCUGUUCCUGCGUCUCUACCACCUGGUGCUGGACGAGGCCGACCAACUCUUUACUCUCGCUCCAGACCAGAUGGCGGCCAUCCUGCAGCAUUUCCAGAAGGUGACCUCCAGCGAGGAGAACGCUUCCUGUCCUCAGCAGCUCGUCGCUGUGGCGAAGAGAUGGACGGGUCACAUGGAGGGUUUGUUAGCCAAGCACAUGCCAUACCCCUGCGUUGUAGUGAGUGUUCCUGAGGAAGCGGCGCUCUAUGCUAAUGUUCAGCAGAUCGUCCUCACGACCGUGGAGAGCAGUAAGAUCUCAGGACUGUUGGGUGCGUUGGAUUUCAACCCUGAUGUCUGCCAGAAGACUUUGAUUGUGUCCAACUCUGCUCAGGAGGUGGAAGAUGUGUUCAAGGCUUUGAGCAACAAGUCAGGAUUCUGCCUCAAGACCCACGAGGGGUUAACCCACCAGUUUGACUUUGUCAUCCAGCAGUGGAGGAAAGACGUCGGCCCCAGGACUCAUGUUACUCUGGUGACCACCGAUGAGUGUCUGAAGUGUCUGGGAAUCAGAGAUGCGACUUGUGUUGUCCACUACGGCUUCCCAGCUUCACCCAGAGUGUUCGGCAGCCGACUCUCCUGCAUGGUCGAGAACUUCAGAGACCUCUCAGACCGAGUUCCCCCCCAGGAUCACAAAGAGAGCUGCCCUCCAGUCACCAGGUCCGUCCUGCUGAUCUCUGAGAGGAACGCCACUCAUGUAGUUGGGGUUCUGCGUUACCUGGUACGAACCAGCGCCCUGCUGCCCCCUGAGCUGCUGUCCUUUGCCCAGGGUGUCCAUGUGGCCCGGGAGGACCAGAAGACCGACAGGCCCCUCUGUAGCUACCUGAAGAGCUUUGGAGUUUGCAGAGACAGUGACGUGUGUCCCGACCGCCACAGACUCAUGUCCCACCUGGAUCAGUCUGUGCUUCCUGCCGCGGGAGUCAUAGACGUCGUCCCUCUCUACAUUAAGGCGGCAUCGUCGUUCUACGGUCGCAUUGUCGGGAAGGACGACGGAGAUUUCCAGAACAUGGUGUCUGAGAUGACUUCUUACUAUGCCGACAAGCAGCCUGGAGCCAAGGAGGUGCUGGAGGGAGGCCUGUAUGCUGUGCAGGAGGACGAGGUCUAUCACAGGGUGAAGGUCCUGUCUGUCCCGGACAGGGGUGGCCGGCUGUUUUUCAGCAUCUUUGUUCAGUUUAUUGACGUGGGGAAGGAGAAGGAGGUCAAAUCCUAUCAGAUCCUUCAGCUUCCGGAGCGGUUUCAUUCUCUGCCCGGACAGGCCGUGGAGAUCAUCGUCUGCCGCGUCAAACCGGUUGACGCCGAGACCGACUGGCACCCCAAGGUCACCAGAGUGAUCAGCCAGAAAAUCAGAGGCCUGCAGCACCGAGCGAGAGCUGUUUUGAGUCUGGGAAACACAGUGUUUGUUGAUCCCAUGGUCCGUGUGACCCAGGUGCCAGGUAUGAAAACUGUGAUCAAUGAAUACAACGUGCAGUCAGAGAUCCUGAAGACCGGGAUGGGAAUCAGCAAUCUGGAGCAUCUGGACUUGCUGAGGGCACUCUGCCAGGAGAGCAAGACCGGCAGCGGCGAGGAGGCCGGCCACCUUUCUGGUUCUCUGGAGGUCGGGAUCAAACCUGAGGAGGAAGUUCUGGCCGAAGCCUUCAGACCGGCAGAGGUCAGUGGGGGUGCCGACCCUCCCCAGCUCGAUCCGUGCGAGCGACUUAGUCCGGCAUCGUCAACGAUCCCGUCCCUGGUCCCGGCACCACCGGCGGCCGAACCCCACCUGGUUCCAGUGUGUGAUCAGAAAUCCCUGUUGGCUAGCCAGGCAGCUGUUGGACAGACAAACCCCCACUCUGCUGAUCUGAAGUCAGCUGAGCAGAUGAUGAGCCACAGGAACAGAAAUGAAGGAGAACUUUGCCUCAUGAUGAGCCAGGCCGCUGUCGUCGACUGCUGUGAAAACGGUGUGCGUGCAGGUGACAGUGGGACGAGCAGCCAGCAGGUGAUCAUCAGUCAAAGUUUCCACCCUCAGGUCCGCUGGUACCAAACGUCCGACUCUGUGAUUGUGACGGUGAAGCUGAUGAGCCCGGAGAGUCAGCGCUGUGAUUUCCACGCUGACAGAGUGGUUUACAGCGGCAGAGUGAACGGACGGAGCUACAGAGCUGACCUCCAGCUUCAAGCCGGCAUCGUUCCCGAUCGCUGCCGCUGGGAAAUGAAGUCCAAUGAGCCGGUCCUCAGGCUGGUUAAAGAACAGCAGGGAUCCUGGGACAGACUCGUCAGAAACAAGAACAUUUUUGUGAGUUACGACAUGGAGCACUUUGAAGAGGAUGAAGACAGAAGCCCACGCUCUCAGUGGUUUGUGGAGAACACAGGAGAGGAGAACUGCUACGUGAGCUCAGAGAGCGGCAGUGAGAGCGACUGAAGAUCUGCUCGAGACUGAAAGUGUGUUUGUUUGACGUCUCGUUCCCUGCUGGAGCUCAGCCUGCCAGCUGCUGUCCAUCAAAUGGAGUUAAGAGCUUUUUUUCUUCUGUGUAGUCACAAAACAAACAUUUCAAAA